UUUCUUAAAAUAAAGGUAGGAAUCUACAAAUGGGACUGCAGUAGUGCGCCCUGACCACUAGAAGGCGACCUAGGUGCUUGCCUAGACCACCUAUGCCAUGACACGGCCCUGGAUUGCAGUGAUUUAUAGCGUUUUGAGAACAAUUUCAUUUUAGCGAAAUAAAAUUCACAUUUUAAGGUAAAAAAGAACGCUUGUGAAUUGAAAGUUGCAAAAUGCGAUUUACUUACACAAGUUUUUCCCCCCAAUUACUUUAACAUUUGGAAACGGGGCUUUAAUUGUUAAAAUAAUGCUGAACCUCAAGUUAACUUUAUCUCGCCGGAUUAUAAUGGAAAAUUGCCACCACACACACCUACAAUUUAGGUUUGUGUAGGUUUCUGCUUGACCCUAUUGUUUGCUGGGAUCCAGCUUCUUCUCGACCCUCCUCUAGUCAGCAGGUUUGGAAAAUGGUUGGAUUGGUCACCACGUGAACUCUUACAUCAAAUUAGUGGCUGAUGAAGUUAACACCACAAAAGUACCUCUAGUUUUACGUGCUAAACAAUUAAUGAGCGACUGGUGGAGUCAGCUUGUGUAUAGACAUCAUCACAAGAAAGACUGGCAGGAAGCAAUGGAUGAAACUUACCUACAACACCUCCAUAUGAUUCAUGUGAAUCCCCUUUUUCUUGCUGCCAAAGAAAAUGAUGUGUCAUCUAUUAAGAAAUUAAUCAAGUGCCCCUCAACAGAUAUAUAUGAGAAAGGUGCACUAGGAGAAACCGUGCUUCAUAUUGCUUCUUUGUUUGACAGCCUAGAAGCAGCUGUUGCUUUGAUUGAGGCAGCACCUGAUCUCAUUAAUAAACCCAUUAUUUCUGACUUUUCUGAAGGAGAGACUGCUCUCCAUAUUGCUGUGAUGAAUGAAAAUAUAAAUCUUGUCCAAGAGCUGAUUCGCAGAGGCGCUGAUGUGGUCACCCCUCGGGCAACAGGCGAAUGCCUUCCCAAGAGGAGACGGAAUCUUGUGUAUUUUGGUGAACACAUUCUGACAUUUGCAGCCUGCACAGGGAAUGAAAAAAUUGUUCGUUUACUGAUUGACAAUGGGGCAGAUAUAAGGGCUCAAGAUCAACAAGGUAAUACAGUCUUGCAUGUCCUGGUCUUUCAACCCAACAAGCUCAGAUCCUGCCAAAUAUAUGACUUAAUUAUGUCAUAUGACAUGGAAGAAGACAGUAGAAUGUCAUUGGAUAUCAUCCGGAACAAUAAAGGAUUGACUCCUUUGAAACUUGCUGCAGCUGAGGGUAACUCAAUGAUGUUUCAGCAUAUAGUGAACAAACGUCGCAUAUUCCACUGUUUUUUGGGACCACGGUCAUCAUAUCUCUAUGAUCUUUCAGAAAUUGACUCGUGGGUAGAUGACCACUCAGUAUUGGAACUUAUUAUCUGCAGUGAAAAAAGAGAGGCUUAUAAAAUUUUGGAAAUUACUCCAGUGAAGCAGCUCAUCAAGCUAAAAUGGAUGAAAUAUGCAAGGCAUUACUUUCGCUUUCUGAUGCUUGUGUAUAUUUUGUACAUCACCAUCUUUACCCUAUGCUGCAUAUUUCGACCACUUAGAUUACGUCCAGACAACGCAACAGAUCCCAGAGAUGUCUUGCUAUAUGUUAAAAAAAGUGUGCAGGAAAGUUAUGUCACCUACAAUGAUCAUCUUAGACUGAUUGGUGAAAUGAUUAGUGUAAUUGGUGCUGUGGUCGUCCUUCUAGUUGAGAUCCCAGAUAUACUAAGAGUUGGAGCUACAAAAUAUUUUGGUCAUACCGUUUUGGGUGGCCCUUUUCACGUCAUCAUCAUAACAUAUUCCUGCCUAUUACUGAUCUUAUUCAUGCUUCGGAUAACAAACUCACAAGGAGAAAUGGAAAUUAUGGCAUUUGCACUGGUGCUUGGCUGGUGUAAUGUACUUUUUUUUGCUCGUGGAUUUGAAAUGUUAGGUCCAUAUGUUGUCAUGGUCCAUAAGAUUAUGAUUAGUGAUAUGUUAAGAUUUAUUUGGCUGAUGAGUUUUACUCUUAUUGGCUUCAGUACAGCCCUGUGGAUGCCUUACAUGACUCAAGAUCCUGCUGCAGAUGACCAUUUCAGUGACUUCUCCACAACAUUCUUUUUGCAAUUUGAAUUGUCCUUGGGACUGUUGAAUUUACCAUUAAAUUUCACUGUGUGGACUCCAAACAUAGUGAAGGUUCUCCAUACAGCCUUAACGGUCUUUGCCUUCCUAGUUAUCAUGUUUCUGCUAGUUGCCAUGUUAGGAGACACACAGACAAGGGUGGCAGAGGAAAGAAAUGAGAUUUGGAGAGCCCAGGUUGUAGCAACUAUAAUAAUGCUGGAACGGAAGCUACCUCGAUGGAUGUGGACAAGGAUUGGUAUUUGUGGAAAAGAAUAUGGAUUAAAGAACAAAUGGUACUUAAGAGUUGAAAGCUGUAAAACACAUGCUACUAAGAAACUGAAUCAUAAUAAAUCUGACUUCAAUGAGAGCUUCACACAUGAGAUAGGAAUGGCAGUGUCUAAUGUGAAUCCAUGUUCUGCUAAUGGAGAAUCCAAUAAUCACUCCCAAACAUCUUUAAAAGGCUUGAAAAUCGCCAGUAAAAACUCUGUAAACCAGACUGAAAGAUCGACAGCUAUACCAUCACUGAUAUCACUUCUGGCGUACCACACACCAUGAUCUUUUUCUAAAGCUGGAAGGACUUGUAACUCAUAACCAGAAG
This is a messenger RNA of Polypterus senegalus (gray bichir), 2702 nucleotides long. Its product is annotated as transient receptor potential cation channel subfamily V member 6-like. Gene Ontology annotation, cellular component: membrane. The transcript is spliced from 17 exons. The record is from RefSeq and is a predicted model, not a curated record. Bases 542 to 2659 code for a protein of 705 amino acids. Gene Ontology annotation, molecular function: calcium channel activity; protein binding. Lineage: Eukaryota; Metazoa; Chordata; Cladistia; Polypteriformes; Polypteridae. Gene Ontology annotation, biological process: calcium ion import across plasma membrane.